AUGUCCGUCAACACAACUCUUGCCACCACUGCCUCUGGCAUAGUGCCGGUGCCCAGCCUUCCUCUCACGGCCGCUGUGCCUUCCGGCGGCAUCAUGUCGUCCUUGCACACAACGGCAACGUCCGAGGUCGCCGCGCCUAGCCACAUGCUGCCCAUCGCGGUUCCCCCCAUCCCACGACCGACGGACUUUAUACAAGAGGAGUCUAACUUGACCGUCACACUCCGGUCGAUGUCAGGCUCUGAGGAUGUCGUCUAUACGAUCCCUCCCUGGAACCCUCCGGCUCAUGUCCUAGCAUUCCCCAUCACAACCUUGGUCCACGAAGCUCGCCAGCUCGCCGUCCCCACCAUGACCGACGAACAUCCCGUUCCCACGGGCACAGAAAUCCCUCCCGUCUUCCCUCCCGUCCACGGCCCAGGCUGGCAGCCACCCAAUAUCGCGUCCCCGUCGGCAACCGAGUCGACAUUGGAGCCGGUUCACACCAAUGUCGCGCGCAGUGCCCCCGAGGACAAGUGGACCUUUCUCGGCGAUAAGUUGGAAGAGCGCGCGACUUUUCAUGGUUGCGAAACCGCCGGUAAACAAUGCCCAUCCUCAUCUGUCAGACCAAGGUCCAUCAUCAGCUGGCCCGUGGUCCUCCCCUUGUCCGUCUACUGCCUGGGCGUCAGCCUGGUCUACGCAGCACGGGAGAAGUACAGACGAGCAGCCAGGUCCAGAUCUGACCCCGACCCCGACGACGAGGACAACAAGGACAACAACAGGAAGUCCAAAUACAGAGAGGGACUGGAGACUGAAGGCCGCAGGAACUAGCGCCGUGCUCUCCUCCAACAAUAGAAACGGAGGCACAAUCUGUCACGCCUCUCCAGACGUGCAGUUUUCUCAUGAUACAGUUCAGGCCCAUGCCCAGCAUGGAAGUCGCUUGCGGAAUCCGUCCCCUUCUUAUCCUUCUGUGGUUCCAACGGCUCCAUCGGCAACCAUGACCUCCCCAGUACUAUGGUCAGGCACCUCGCGCACCGCCUCGCCGCCCUGGCUGGAUUGUCUCAAGCACAGAAUAAAGACCGCCAUCGCGAAGUGGAAGAAGGGCGAAAUGUAUCCCCUCAACUGCCAGGUCAAAGGGUACGUGCUGGCGCUGUUGGCUGUUCUUGCGUUUGCCGCCUUAGUGCUGUGAUAGAAUGGCCUGACGCCUUUCAGGUAGUUGGUCAAGGUAUAUAGCACAAGGGCUGUCGUUCUAGCAAAUCAUAAACGUUACACGAG
Messenger RNA from Microdochium trichocladiopsis, 1248 nucleotides. RefSeq lists its product as uncharacterized. The record is from RefSeq and is a predicted model, not a curated record. NCBI's taxonomy places the organism in Eukaryota, Fungi, Ascomycota, Sordariomycetes, Xylariales, Microdochiaceae. The transcript is spliced from 2 exons. The coding region runs from base 1 to 804 and encodes 267 amino acids.